Messenger RNA from Saccostrea cuccullata (small rock oyster), 2357 nucleotides. RefSeq lists its product as uncharacterized. Bases 43 to 1770 code for a protein of 575 amino acids. The transcript has 2 exons. Gene Ontology annotation, molecular function: zinc ion binding. The record is from RefSeq and is a predicted model, not a curated record. Lineage: Eukaryota; Metazoa; Mollusca; Bivalvia; Ostreida; Ostreidae.
UUGCUGAUGUAGGGACCAAGGACGUUGCUAAAUCGUUUAAAAAUGGAGGCCUUUGAUAAAAUGACAAAGAGACAACUAAUUGAUUUUCUUAAAAAGUGUAAACAACCAACUUUUGGAAACAAACCUGAACUUAUACAGAGAGCUAAAGGUGCAAAGGACUUAGGAUUAGAUGUAGACCACGACGACGUCGAUUCGGGAGAUCAGCAUGCACAGCCACAGGACAAAAUAAUCACACCGCUUGGGGAAGGAAUACCAGUACCGUCAAAGCUAACGGAAGGCUGGGUGACUAACUGCGAGUAUUUUCCAGACAUUACGGAAAACGAAAUUUACAAUUACCUGGUAUUAAGUAAACGUACCUUUGAUUUAAACCAACAAUCUGCAAGGCGACAACUUAAAGCCAAAAUAUUUUAUGAUGAAGGUCAUGUACAAAAUAUUGAAAUUAAUCUAGUUACAAAAGACUCUUCACAUUGUAUUAUAAAAUGUGACUGCUUACCAUCAAUUCCAACCAAAGACAAAAGUAAAAAACCUGCGUACAGGUCUUGGGUUUGCUUGUCUAAAGUCACUGGUAGAGUCCACACAGCAGAAUGUAACUGUGUUGCAGGAGAAGGGGGUGCUUGCAACCAUAUCGCAGCAUUGUUGUAUGGAAUUGUUGACAUAACAGUAAAAAAACACACUGGUAAAAUUGCCCCAACUUCAAAAGCAUGCGAGUGGAUCAAACCACGUAGCAGAAAUCUUUCACCAAAAAAAGCGCAGGACAUGGAUUUCAGCAAAACAAAGACAAAGGGGAAAAACAAACCAUGUUCAUAUAGUGUCAGUGAGAAAAAUCCAGACCUAACCUUACCAUCUGUUCAAGUUUUUAAAGAAAAUCUGACAAAAAUAAAUCCAAUGGCAGGUUGGCUAAAAAACUUUUCCACUACAUGUAUUGAAACAUUACCCCCCACUGCGAAAUCAAUACCUGAACUUCACCAUAUAACCUUCUCUUACAUGGACAAUGUUGAUCUUUUUUCGGAUGAAUGUAAACAACAAUUUAUGCAGUAUUUUGGUUCACUUCAAGUCUCAGCAAAAGAGUGUGAAAUUAUUAAUAAAAUGACCAAAGGUCAACACAUAAACCCAACAUGGAGAGAAGCUAGGCAUGGGAGACUAACUGCCUCAGACUUUGGUAAAAUUGUACGGAGAAAACCAGAGACUUUACCUGACAAUUUACUUAAGUAUAUUCUUGGAUACUGUCCAUCUUUUUCAAACAAAGCAAUGGAAUGGGGGAGAGAGCAUGAAAAAGUUGCCAUCGACUGCUACCUGCUCAAGGUGAGGGAGAUACAUCCACCACUUACAUUCCAGGAGACUGGACUAGUUGUCAAGGAAUCGCUACCUCAUUUAGGUGCCAGCCCCGAUGGACUAGUGUACUGUCCUCACUGCAAGCCUUACCAUGGUGUUAUUGAAGUAAAGUGUCCGUACAGCUUUAAAGAUGUGCAUCCCAAAGAAGCGGCCUUAAGUAACAAUUUUUUUUGUAUCUUAGAUGAAAAUGGAAAUUUACAGUUGAAGAGAAAUCAUGCAUAUUAUUAUCAGGUUCAAGGGGUAAUGGCCAUCAGUGAAAGAAAGUGGUGCCACUUUAUUGUAUGGACCAAUAAAGGUCUUGAAUUUGAAAAAAUUUUAUAUGAUGAGGAACUUUGGGAAAGUGAAAUUCUUCCAAAACUUAAUUCUUUUUAUUGUUCUGCAGUAUUACCUGAGCUUUUUUCAGACAGAGUUAAAAGAGGUCUUAAAUUAAAAUUUUGAUGAGUACUGACAUGACACUAAAAGUCUCUAAGGCCAUAAUAAAAAUAUUCCUAGAUUCUCAUUCCUGCCCACCCAGAUUUUAUACCUCCGCCUCGAUUUUUCUUAAUUUCUGUUUUUCUUUGUCUUAAUUCUCUAGGGAUCAGUAUUUAUCUACCAUUCUACUUUUGUUUUAAUCCUGCAAAAGUCUACAUGAUUUUGACAGCUGAAAAGAUGGUAAUUCCUGUAAUAUGGUACAUGCAUUUAAUAUUUUAAACAAAGGUCAUUGGUUGAAAAAGAUUGGUGAUGAUGUGAAGUAAGAGAUAAUUGAACCUUUACUAUGACUUUUAUUCGGGUACUGUAGAUAAAAUUACACCGAUUGACCUGGUCAAUAAAAAAUCUGCUGAAAAAAAAAUUAAAAUAAAAGCUGCCCACGGCUUCAUUUUUAAAUAAAUUCGGAUGAGAAUCUAGCAAUUUAUUUAUUAUGGCCUAAUAAGCAUGACCAGGUAUUACAUAACUUAACUGUGCAUUUAGGGUAUGUGUACAUGUACUUUGGUAUCAUAAUCAACAUAUUUUGUAAUACUUGUGAGUAUCUGAUCAAUAAAUUUAUA